Alligator mississippiensis (American alligator) is the source of this 1438-nucleotide messenger RNA. It is a transcript of the gene EAPP, whose product is annotated as E2F associated phosphoprotein. Gene Ontology annotation, biological process: positive regulation of cell population proliferation. The record is from RefSeq and is a predicted model, not a curated record. Gene Ontology annotation, cellular component: nucleus. NCBI's taxonomy places the organism in Eukaryota, Metazoa, Chordata, Crocodylia, Alligatoridae. The transcript is spliced from 6 exons. Bases 74 to 946 code for a protein of 290 amino acids.
CGGAAGUGCGUCGGGAGCGGCGGGGGGCCGAGUUCGUGGCUGCACCUGGGGGUGGGGGAGCGCGGCCGCCGUCAUGAGCCGCUUGCAGGAGGACGACGACCCCUACGUGAUCGAGGAGCCCAGCGACGAGGAGCCGGGGCAGAGCAGCUCAGAAGAUGAAGUGGAUGUGCUCCUGCAUGGCACCCCUGAUCAGAAGCGCAAACUGAUCCGGGAGUGCCUCACUGGGGAGAGUGAGUCCUCUAGUGAAGAUGAGUUUCAGAAGGAAAUGGAGGCUGAACUUGACUGCACUAUGAAAACCAUGGAGGGGAAGUGGAAGGCAUUAGAAGCAGGUACUCCCACAAGUACUGGAUCAGCUGGAACAGCUACCACUUCCAAGUACUACGAUGAUAUUUAUUUUGACUCAGAUUCAGAGGAUGAAGAUAAAGUAGUUACGGAGGUAGCCAGGAAGAAAAGGAGACAUCAACAACGCCGGAUUCCUACUAACGAUGAGCUACUGUAUGAUCCAGAGGAAGACAAUCGAGACCAGGAAUGGGUAGAUUCGCAGAGAAGAGGGUAUCACAAUCAAAGAAGAGGUCAGCAGCAGCAGCUUCAAUCUCAAGCCAUUCCAAACAGUGAUGCUGUUUUGAACUGCCCUGCUUGCUUGAUAACGUUGUGUCUAGAUUGUCAGAGACAUGAAUCGUACAAAACACAAUAUAGAGCAAUGUUUGUGAUGAACUGUUCUGUUAACAAAGAGGAGAUUCUGAAAUACAAAGCCCCAGUGAACAGGACAAUAAAAAGAAGAAAUAAGAAAAUGAAACAAAGCAAUGAGACCACCAGUGUCCAAGGAGAUGAGGAAAAGGAGGAAAUAUAUCAUCCAGUCAGAUGUAAUGAAUGUUCAACUGAAGUGGCUGUCAUGGAUAAAGACGAAGUUUUUCACUUCUUCAAUGUUCUAGCCAGCCACUGUUAACAUGUAAAAAGAACUUCAGUAUUUCAAGACCAAGACUGAGAGACCUCAAAAAUAUUGAUUGUAUAUAUUUUUAAAUGCCCCUUCAUACUACCUAAACAUUUUUAAACUGGCAUUUUUCUGGCAUCUCUUUAAAGAUUUAUGAAAGGGAAACAGUAAAUUGUUUGCAUUUGAGAAUGGUAUUCUAUCAGACCUUCAUGUAAUGAGAACAAAAAGUUUAAAUUUGUGUACACAGCGUGCAGUAUUUGUUGUGUAUUAGAACCACUACUUGUGUACUUAUUAUGAAAUAUCUUGAUGUAUGUUAGAACUGUUAAACUAAAUACUAUAUACAUUCUUUACCUACGUAGUACGGUUUUUGGAGUGCUGAUGAACUAGAUUGGUUGGUGGACUCCCUAAGUUGGCCAGUUGGUUUGGUUUUAUUGAAGGUGGAUAUUAAAGGAGAGAAUUUUGUAGAUGUAUCAAUAUCCAGAUGCUAUUAAAAUAUCUAAGUGUGGA